CUGUUUACUCUGUUAGAGAAUAUCGAAACCUUGCUUUGAAAUUCAGACAGACACAGAGAAGUUGAGAUCAAAACUAAUCAAAUUAUUUCCCCUACAGCAGCCGCAGCAGUGACGUCAUGACAAGCAACUGUUCAUUUGAAGGUGUUGAUCACCUGAUGAAGUAUUUUGAACUGGUCUUUUACAUCCCCAUAUUCGUCAUUGGUCUGAUUCUGAAUACUGCAGCUCUUUUUGUGUUCUGCGUGAUUCUGCGGAAAUGGACAGAGUCAACGAUAUACAUGACCAGCCUGGCUCUCAUGGACCUGCUCCUCCUUCUCCCUCUUCCCUUUAAAAUGCAUGCCUCCAAUCACCUCUGGCCUGCAAACCUUCAACCUCUGUGUUCAGUUUUGGAGGUCCUGUAUUUUGUUGGGAUAUAUGGUAGCAUCUAUAUCAUCAUGUGCAUAGCCGUGGACCGAUGGGUGGCCAUCUGUCACCCAUACAAAGCCAAGCAACUGCGUUCACCCAAAAAAGCUCUGGUGACCUGUAUGGGAGUCUGGACACUGGUGCUGGCCGUGAUCUCUCCAACCACUUAUCGCUUCAGGGAGGUCGGGCAGAAAGACUUCCACUGCUUCCACCAGUUUUCAGAGAAAGGCUGGAGCCCCCCAGUGAUCAUCUGUCUGCAGGUGUUUGGAUUCCUGUUGCCAGCGCUGCUGGUGGUGUACUGUUCGGUUCAAACCAUCUGUGUUCUGAAGCAGUCUGGAAAGCUCAGCUCACAGAGCCGGGCCUGCGUGAAGAUCAUCUACAGCAGUCUGAGUGCUUUCCUGCUGCCCUUCACCCCCAGCCACCUGGCCAUCCUCCUUCAGUUCCUGGUGCGUCAAGGAGUGAUUGAGGACUGUAAAUGCCGGGUCAAUAUCAGCCUGUUCAUACAGAUAGCCUUGUGCCUCUCCAACAUCACCUGCUGUCUGGAUGCUCUUUGCUACUACUUCAUCGCUCAUGAGGUGAGGUGCACCAAACCCACCUUCAGGCUGUCAAUGGUAAGCCAAAGAAGAGCCACUUUCAGCACUUCAGAGGUCUGAACACCAAAGACAGUUCAAGUUAAAGGAGGUUUGUUUACAGAGGAACGUUGGUGUGGACGAAAGGGUCAGCGUUGUUUCCAUCAGUUGAGGGAGAAAUGUGACUAAAAGUUGCAGGUUUAAAGAAGCACAUUGGAGAGUUAACCACAGUUAACCACAGUUCUGAGAGCACAGCUAAAAUGUUCUUUAGGGGAAAGAUCAGAUACACGAUCUGGUCCAAUGACAGGAAGCCAGUAGCACCCUCAACCUCAGUGAGCUGUCAGCUGUGAUACAAGGCACAGAGUGACUUAUCGCAAGAGUGAUUUAAGAAAAGAGGGUCAGAAUCACAUCCAGUCCUGUACCCAGGGAUUAUAUGAAAACCAAUGUAGGCUUAAUACGGAGCUUUAGAGUCUACUGUGAGUGCUUGAAGAUGUCAAGCUAUAGAUAAAGCAUUGGAGGUAGCAGGGAUCUAUGAAAGACAAAACCAAGCGUAUGAAAUCAGAUCAGAUACUUCACAGAACAAGGGUUUACUAGAUCCCACAGCUGAAUUAUCUCUACUAAAGUAUUAUACUUUAAUAGAGUUUUAUUUCAUUCUUUGACUUUUAUAUCCAACUUUAAUCAUGCUUUAGGCAUUAAAUACAGUUCUUAUAGCUGUCCUUAUUAAUGAAGACCAACAUAAGUGGAAAGGUCGAGGAGAAGUCUUAUCGAUGCAAAUUAGGUUGUCUUUGUUUUGACUUUUUUUUUCUUUACAUUUUAGACCCAUCAAUUACUGCUUCAUUACAACUAUAUAUGUACUGUAUAUAUGCAAUUUAAAUACAAUUUUAUAAUUGUAUUUCACUGGAAAUGUUUGUUUUAUUCUUAAAAUAAGGCUUCAAAUGUGCAAUAUUGAUUAAUUGUAAAAGCAGUUGAAGGCACUAGCCUGAAGUGUCAUGGUUUCGAUGUUUUCAUGUAUUACUUAAGCUACUUCCAUUUUGCACUUCUUCCCUCUUUGCUGAAUUUUGAUGGUAUUUGUUGGUGUUAUUUGCUGUAUUUGUUUCCGUUAUUUCUCCUGAUGUCAAAUCUGUUUUUGUUAACCUGAAAAGCUCGUAUACAGAAUGGCACAUUUUGUCUGUCUGCUUUUUCGCAUUCUGUGCAUCUGGUCUGUAAAAUAAAGUGAGCCUGGAAAAAACACAAGAUGUAAACUAGAAAACAAAUAAACAGAAUAAGUCCUUAC
Messenger RNA from Notolabrus celidotus (New Zealand spotty), 2241 nucleotides. Its product is annotated as G-protein coupled receptor 55. Bases 117 to 1052 code for a protein of 311 amino acids. Lineage: Eukaryota; Metazoa; Chordata; Actinopteri; Labriformes; Labridae. Gene Ontology annotation, molecular function: G protein-coupled receptor activity. The record is from RefSeq and is a predicted model, not a curated record. The transcript has 2 exons. Gene Ontology annotation, biological process: phospholipase C-activating G protein-coupled receptor signaling pathway; positive regulation of Rho protein signal transduction. Gene Ontology annotation, cellular component: membrane.